Molecule: messenger RNA, 2187 nt
Organism: Adineta steineri
Lineage: Eukaryota; Metazoa; Rotifera; Eurotatoria; Adinetida; Adinetidae
Source: the annotation of a GenBank genome assembly
AUGGUAAAUCUUAGCAAACGAUCGUUUUGGAAUUUUACAUUAAAAGACAUAUUAAGUAUUAUAUCUUCAGUUGCUAUACCUAUAGCUCUUGCUAUUUAUACUGCAAUUGGGUCUCAACAACAAAAACAACAAGCUGAGAAAAAACAAAAGUUUGAUUUGGAACAAUCAACACAAUUAAGACAACAAACACUUUAUGAUGAAUUCAUAAAUAAUAUUUAUAAACUAGAUAAAGAUGAUUAUCUCAAUGACACAAAAAAUCCAUGGGCAUUUGCAAAUGCAUAUUAUCGUGCUGCUCAUCGUCAAUGGGAUACAAUACGUAAAGCAGAUGUCUUACAAUUUCUAAAAGAAAAACAAUUAAUUGGUAGAAAUAAUUGUACUGAUGGAUGUAGAACAACAAAAUUAGAUGAUAUAAUUCGUUUAAAUGAGUUAAACUUUGAUAAUGUACACCUAGCAAGUGAAACUGGUAUAUUAAAUAAGUUGAAUUUACAAUGUGUUUCUUUUGACCAAGUAUCAAUGUCAAAUGCAGUAUUUUCAUUUGCUAGUUUAAAUGGUGUAUCAUUUGAUGGAGGACGAUUAGAUAAGGUAAAAUUUGACGGUUCAUCUUUACUUUGUGCUAGUUUUGAUGGUGUAAAUCUGUCGGGAGUAGAUUUUGGAAAUUCAGAUCUGACAGGUGCGCAGUUUUCAAAUAGUGAUUUGUCUGGAGCUAAAUUAACGGAAGAUCAAAUGAAGCAGGCAUAUUUUCAUAAUGUAACUAUGCCAAAUGGAAAGAAGAGUGAAGUUACAUCCUCAACAACAACAAAAAAACCAAUAACACAAACAACAACAAUAACAAAAACAAAAAUAUCCAUAAUAACAUCAGCAUCAUCUUUAACAACCUCAUCAGCAACUGCAACAAUAACAACAACGCCUUCAACAGCAGCAGCAACAUCAUCAUCAACAACAACAUUAUCCUCAACUACAACAACAUCAACAACAACAUCAACAACAACAACAACAACAACAACAUCAACAACAACAUCAUCAUCAUCCACAACAGAAGCAACAUCAUCAACAGUAGCAGCAGUAACAUCAUCAAUAGAAGCAAUAUCGUCAUCAACAGAAGAAACAUCAUCAACAGCAGCAGCGGCAUCAUGGACAACAACAUUAAUCGCAUCUUGUAACAGUACAUUUCUUAAUCAAACUAUUUACUCAGUUGGUUCAAGAGCAUAUUCAGUAGUAGUAGCCGAUAUAAACAGCGACAAUAAAUCCGAUAUUAUUACUGCAAAUCGGGAGCGAGACACCGUCAGUGUUCUUCUCAACACAGGCAAUAGCAAUUUCUCUUCCCAAGCUACUUACACAGUUGAUGAAAGUCCAUAUGUAGUAGUAGUAGCUGAUGUGAACAGCGAUAACAAACCCGAUAUUGUCACUGCAAAUAGAGGUGCAAGGACCAUCAGUGUUCUUCUCAACGUCGGCAACGGUACUUUUUCUCCUCAAGUUACUUACUCUGUUGAUGUAUAUCAAACGUCAGUAGCAGCAGCUGAUGUGAACAAUGACAAUAAAUCCGAUAUUAUUACUGCAAAUCGGGAUCGAGGCACCGUCAGUGUUCUUCUCAAUACAGGCGACGGCAAUUUCUCUUCCCAAGCUACUUACACAGUUGGUCAAAGUCCAUAUGCAGUAGUAGUAGCUGAUGUGAACAGCGAUAACAAUGCUGAUAUUGUCACUGCAAAUCGGGAUCGAGACACCGUCAGUGUUCUUCUCAAUACAGGCGACGGCAAUUUCUCUUUCCAAGCUACUUACACAGUUGGUCAAAGUCCAUAUGCAGUAGCAGUAGCCGAUGUGAACAGCGAUAACAAACCCGAUAUUGUCACUGCAAAUGAAGAGUCAAACACCGUCAGUGUUCUCCUCAAUACAGACAACGGCACUUUUUCCCCUCAAACUACUUACUCAGUUGGUAAAUAUCCAUAUGCAGUAGUAGUAGCUGAUAUGAACAGCGAUAACAAACCCGAUAUUGUCACUGCAAAUAGAGGUGCAAGGACCAUCAGUGUUCUUCUCAACGUCGGCAACGGUACUUUUUCUCCUGAAGUUACUUACUCAGUUGGUGAAUAUUCAAUAUCAGUAGCAGUAGCUGAUGUGAACAAUGACAAUAAACCUGAUAUUGUCACUACAAGUGAGAAUUCAGACACCGUCAGUGUUCUCCUACACUGUUAA